Messenger RNA from Myripristis murdjan (pinecone soldierfish), 1767 nucleotides. It is a transcript of the gene chrm3b, whose product is annotated as cholinergic receptor, muscarinic 3b. The record is from RefSeq and is a predicted model, not a curated record. The transcript has 5 exons. Gene Ontology annotation, molecular function: G protein-coupled acetylcholine receptor activity; G protein-coupled serotonin receptor activity. Gene Ontology annotation, biological process: G protein-coupled receptor signaling pathway, coupled to cyclic nucleotide second messenger; adenylate cyclase-inhibiting G protein-coupled acetylcholine receptor signaling pathway; chemical synaptic transmission. NCBI's taxonomy places the organism in Eukaryota, Metazoa, Chordata, Actinopteri, Holocentriformes, Holocentridae. Bases 1 to 1767 code for a protein of 588 amino acids. Gene Ontology annotation, cellular component: synapse; plasma membrane; dendrite.
AUGAGCGUCACCUUUGAUCCUGGUCUCCUCACCAACAGCUCUUUUGCUACGAGAGACCAGCCUGACUCUGGCAUCAUAACUGAGUCCACCAUCAUAGCUUCAGGUGGUCCUUACCAGGCGUCGGCCAUAUUAUCUGACAGUGCUGGUGGGUGGCAGCAACAAAAUAUCAGUCAUUUCCCACAGCAUCGAUGGAACUUCACUGGUUUACCAGUCAACAGGACUUUAAUCCUGCCAGCAGAAGAGUUUGACCCAUUAGGAGGACAUACCAUCUGGCAGGUGAUCAUCAUUGUCUUCCUAACCGGCUCACUCUCCCUUGUCACUGUUGUGGGUAACAUCCUGGUCUUGGUGUCAUUCAGGAUCAACAAGGCACUGAAGACUGUAAACAACUACUAUCUACUUAGUCUGGCAUUUGCGGACCUGACCAUUGGCACACUAUCGAUGAACCUGUACACCACCUACAUUAUCAUGGAUCAGUGGGCUCUGGGGCCAGUGGUGUGUGACUUGUGGUUAGCCAUAGACUACGUGGCUAGUAAUGCUUCAGUCAUGAACCUGUUGGUCAUCAGCUUUGACAGAUACUUCUCUGUGACCAGACCAUUGACAUACCGGGCCAAGCGGACCACUAAGCGAGCCAUGACUAUGAUCAGCUUAGCCUGGACCAUCUCCUUCAUUCUUUGGGCCCCAGCAAUCCUUUUCUGGCAGUACAUUGUGGGUGAGCGCACAGUCCAGCCUAAUGAGUGCUACAUCCAGUUCCUGUCUGAGCCCAUCAUCACAUUCUGCACUGCUAUUGCUGCAUUCUAUCUGCCAGUAACCAUUAUGACAAUCCUUUACUGGAAGAUUUACCAGGAGACAGAAAACCGGGCUAAAGAUUUAGCAGGCCUCCGUGGAUCUGGGUCUAGCAACAGUCCAAACCAGGGUCAGAAUCAGGGGAAUGCUGCUGGAGGUCAGACAAGCAGUCAGGGGGAGUCUUCAGCCAUGCUUCCACAGAUGGGGAGCUCUCAGAGCUGCAGCAGCUAUGAACUGAAUCAGUUGGCUUCAGGGAAGAGCAAAGCCAGCAUUGGAGGAAGAACUGGAGGCAGGGGGAGGUGGAGUUGGUUCCUCCUCCAGUUUCCGUCAUUACUGCCAGGCUGCCAUUUAUUCAAGAGGUCAGUUACUACAACAACCAUGGUGAAUCAGGCAGAGCAUAAGAGCAGCAACAGCUUGAACAAUAAUGAAGCCAACAAAUCAGAUUCAGAGGGGGAAGCUGAAGGGGCAGAAUCAACCAAGGUGAAGGGCAACAAACACAAAGGGUCCUCAUCAUUCAACAAAGUGCAAAAGGGGUCCACAUCAAAUCCCACGGCCCCUUUGGCUGGUGACCAAUCCACUGCAGCCAUUACCAUCAAAGACGCAGCAAUGGCCAAGCGCUUCGCCUCUAAGGCCAAGACACAGAUCAACAAGCAGAAGAACGAAAAGAAGGUUAAUGAGAAGAAAGCAGCGCAGACACUCAGUGCCAUCUUGUUUGCCUUCAUCAUUACAUGGACACCAUAUAACAUUAUGGUUUUAGUCAAUACUUUCUGUGAGGACUGUAUCCCUGAAACACUGUGGGCAUUGGGCUACUGGCUGUGUUAUGUUAACAGCACAGUCAACCCCAUGUGUUAUGCACUAUGUAACAAGACCUUCCGAACAACAUUCAGGGAUAUUUUGAUGUGCCAGUGGGAUAAAAAGAAGAAGAACAAGCCUCAGUUUCAGCAGAGGCAGGCUGUAGCUUUCCACAAAAAAGAGACAUUGUAG